Molecule: messenger RNA, 379 nt
Organism: Drosophila santomea
Lineage: Eukaryota; Metazoa; Arthropoda; Insecta; Diptera; Drosophilidae
Exons: 1
Coding region: 50-379 (109 amino acids)
Source: RefSeq, a predicted model, not a curated record
UGCAAUUUGGGCAUCAGCACAGUUGAAGCUCGCCGACGAAGACAUUAAGAUGCUGAAACAUUCAUUGAUCCUGAUUCUGAUCCUUGUGGUUGCAGUCUGUUGUUUUGCCGCCGAAUUGCCAGGAAAUGCAUACUUGCCACCAUUGAGAGAUUAUCAUCAGCUUGCCGAUGAUAUUCCACCAGCUGAUAAUGGUUUUCCCGUCGACAUGGACCGGGAUUCGUUUGAGAGGUACGCACCCAUCUUUCUGGACUAUCCGGAAGUUCGUCCUGUGCUCAGGGAGCAGCAGGAAUACGCAUUGGAUCUGCCGUUCGAGGAGAAACACCAUUAUCGGAAAACAUCAGGUCUGGAAAAUGCUGCUGCUGCCAAUCGCAAUUGGUAG